Molecule: messenger RNA, 3221 nt
Organism: Hippopotamus amphibius kiboko
Lineage: Eukaryota; Metazoa; Chordata; Mammalia; Artiodactyla; Hippopotamidae
Gene: BBS2
Product: Bardet-Biedl syndrome 2
Exons: 19
Coding region: 737-2845 (702 amino acids)
Biological process (GO): non-motile cilium assembly
Cellular component (GO): membrane; BBSome; neuron projection
Molecular function (GO): protein binding
Source: RefSeq, a predicted model, not a curated record
CUCACACUGACUGCACAUCUCAUCAGUCUUUCACACUCUAUCAAGAGAGAGCACCGUGAAGAUCAUGGGCUGUGUCCUUCACACAUGGUUCCCAUUCUGGCUUCUCCAGCUGCUUGCCAUACAACCUCAGACAAGCUCCUUUAUCUCUCUGAACCUCAACUAUAAAAUGGGGAUAACGGGGUCUACUCAUGGAGUUAUGGUGAGGAUUAAGGGAAAAUGAAGACGAUUAGGCAUUUAACACACCAUGUACUUGAGGAAUGGUAGGUAUUAAGAUUUCAUGUUUAUGGUGGAGUGAUAUGUUGAUAGGAAGCUAGGUAUGGAGUCAGAUAUGCCUGGAGUUCAGCCUCAGUGCUUUGGCAAGGCCUGUCACCUCUCCAGACAUCAGGUGGGCGUCUUUAAGAGGAAGAUGGAAAGAGCAGGACAGGAGUUCCUAGAGUAGACGGCACAAAGGAGAAGUAGGAAACCGUGAAGGACAUAAAGGGCGAGCACCUUUGUCACAGAAGAUGGAGAAGCACGGCACAGAGAGAUUGGGAGCCUGAAGCCCCAGAGGGGAAGUGCCCCGGCCACCCGUGUACCCACCGUGCAGAUCAGCUGGACCAGGUGGUGCGCUGAGGAAGAAAACGUCCCAGGGCCUUUGAAACCUCUUAGGUGACGGUGGCGUGAGGCCAUUCGCAGAACCACCUGCUUGGGGGAGAGCUGCGGCAGGAGGCCAGGAGAAGCUCAGGGGCGGCCAAGGAUGAAGCGCUCUUCCUCUUGGGAUUUGAGACUUCAGGAGCAGAUUAUUGACCAGAUCUUGGUGUUUAUUCACAACCCUCAUACCCGGAGCCAGCAUUUCAGUGCAUCCAGGGUCUUCCAGAGCCCCCUGGAGUCUGAUGUUUCGCUUCUCAACAUUAACCAGGCAGUCAGCUGCCUGACUGCAGGCGUAUUGAACCCUGAACUUGGCUAUGAUGCUCUUUUAGUGGGGACACAGACUAAUCUUUUGGCUUAUGAUGUCUACAAUAAUUCAGAUUUGUUCUACAGAGAGGUAGCAGAUGGGGCCAAUGCAAUUGUGCUGGGGACGUUGGGAGACAUUUCCUCUCCUCUUGCAAUUAUUGGUGGAAAUUGCGCUCUGCAGGGUUUCGAUCAUGAAGGAAAUGAUCUCUUUUGGACGGUUACUGGAGAUAAUGUUCAUUCCUUGGCCUUGUGUGACUUUGAUGGCGAUGGGAAGAAAGAGCUUCUUGUCGGAUCUGAGGAUUUUGAUAUCCGAGUUUUUAAAGAAGAUGAGAUUGUGGCAGAAAUGACAGAAACAGAGGUAAUCACCUCUCUUUGCCCCAUGUAUGGCAGUCGGUUUGGUUAUGCCCUUUCCAAUGGCACAGUUGGAGUUUAUGACAAAACAGCCCGAUACUGGAGAAUUAAAUCCAAAAAUCAUGCCAUGAGCAUUCACGCUUUUGACCUUAAUUCUGAUGGAGUGUGUGAACUGAUAACCGGUUGGUCCAAUGGGAAGGUUGAUGCUCGAAGUGACAGAACUGGGGAGGUCAUCUUUAAGGACAACUUUUCUUCUGCAAUCGCUGGUGUGGUAGAGGGAGAUUACCGGAUGGAUGGCCACAUACAGUUAAUCUGCUGCUCAGUGGAUGGGGAAAUCCGGGGCUACCUGCCGGGCACAGCUGAGAUGAGAGGCAACCUCAUGGACACCAGUGUAGAGCAGGACCUGAUCCGAGAGCUGAGUCAGAAAAAACAGAACCUGUUGCUGGAGCUCCGUAACUAUGAGGACAAUGCCAAGGCUGAGUUGAGCAGUCCACUGAAUGAGGCUGAUGGGCAUCGGGGCAUCAUCCCAGCCAACACCAAGCUCCACACUGCCCUCUCCGUCAAUCUGGGGAGCGACAUACAGGCUGCCCAUGCAGAGUUGUGCAUUUCCACUUCUAACGACACCAUCAUCCGAGCAGUGUUGAUUUUUGCAGAGGGAAUUUUUCUAGGUGAAAGCCACGUGGUGCAUCCCAGCAUUCACAACCUUUCCAGCUCCAUCCGCAUCCCAAUUACGCCUCCCAAAGAUGUCCCUGUGGAUCUGCACUUGAAAACCUUCGUGGGCUACAGAAGCAGCACCCAGUUUCACGUGUUUGAGUUGACAAGACAGCUGCCUAGGUUCUGCAUGUACGCACUGACCAGCCCGGACUCUGCCAGUGAGCCGCUCAGUUACGUCAACUUUAUCAUUGCAGAAUGGCCACAGAGGGUUGGUAUGUGGCUCAACCAGAACUUUCUGUUACCAGAGGACACUAAUAUUCAGAACGCUCCAUUUCAAGUGUGUUUCACAUCCUUACGGAAUGGUGGCCAGCUGUAUAUAAAAAUAAAACCUAGUGGAGAGAUCGCUAUAAAUACUGAUGAUAUUGAUUUGGCUGGUGAUAUCAUCCAGUCGAUGGCAUCAUUUUUUGCUAUUGAAGACCUUCAGGUAGAAGCCGAUUUCCCUGUCUACUUUGAAGAAUUACGAAAGGUGCUAGUUAAGGUGGAUGAAUAUCACUCAGUGCAUCAGAAGCUCAGCGCUGACAUGGCUGAUAAUUCUAACCUGAUCCGAAGUUUGCUGGUCCGAGCUGAGGAUGCUCGUCUGAUGAGGGACAUGAAAACAAUGAAGAAUCGCUAUAUGGAACUCUAUGACCUUAAUAAAGACUUGCUCAAUGGAUAUAAAAUUCACUGUAACAAUCACACAGAACUAUUGGGAAGCCUCAAAGCAGUAAAUCAAGCGAUUCAAAGAGCAGGUCGUCUACGUGUUGGAAAACCAAAGAACCAGGUGAUCACUGCUUGUCGGGACGCAAUUCGAAGCAACAACAUCAACACGCUGUUCCGGAUCAUGCGGGUGGGGACAGCUUCUUCAUAGGAGAGGAGAGAAUAGGUAACCAGGUUCCUAGAAAGGGUUUUUCCUUAAACUUCCAGGCUGGUUUGCUUUGGAUCACAUCCUGGUGAACCCAAGGUGCCAAGAGGGAAAACAACCUUGGUGAGUUGUACAAAUGAAAGAAAAAGCGACUGCAUCUGAAAAGUGUAUUCACUUUCUGUUUUUAAAUUCAGUAGUACUUGUGCCGAACACUAGGUUUGUAUGGAGGGAAAUGAAUACUUUUUUGAAAAUGUUAGGGCCUCAAAGUCCAGUUUUUCUGUAAGUAUGUAAAGUCCAUAUAUAUAGAAAUGUCUUUUUUCUUGAAAUUGUAAUUGAAUUUGUAAUUAGAUUACUUUUUCAUUAAAAUGUAACAGUGUUGCAC